Messenger RNA from Octodon degus (degu), 1000 nucleotides. RefSeq names its product HLA class II histocompatibility antigen, DP beta 1 chain-like. NCBI's taxonomy places the organism in Eukaryota, Metazoa, Chordata, Mammalia, Rodentia, Octodontidae. The coding region runs from base 10 to 843 and encodes 277 amino acids. The record is from RefSeq and is a predicted model, not a curated record. The transcript is spliced from 6 exons. Gene Ontology annotation, biological process: immune response; immunoglobulin production involved in immunoglobulin-mediated immune response; peptide antigen assembly with MHC class II protein complex. Gene Ontology annotation, cellular component: MHC class II protein complex; membrane. Gene Ontology annotation, molecular function: MHC class II protein complex binding.
CUCCACUUCAUGGGUCCUUCAUUCCCUGACACCUGCUUCCUCUGCCUCACCAGCGUUCUCCACUCCACGAUGGCUCUACAGGUCCCUGAAGCCCCCUGGACAGCAGCUGUGACCACGGCACUGCUGGUGCUGAGCAACACGGUGGCUCAGAGUGGGACCCUUCCAGAGAAUUACCUGUACCAGUUGCAGGGCGAAUGCUACCUGAGCAACGAGACGCUGCGCUUCGUGGCGAGACAUAUCUAUAACUGCGAGGAAUUCCUGCGCUUCGACAGCGACGUGGGCGAGUUCCAAGCAAUGACCGAGCUGGGACAAAGGACCGCCGAGCGCUUCAACUCCCAGAAGGAGAUUCUGGAGGAAGCUCGCUCAUCGGUGGAUACACGGUGCAAAUACUACUAUGAAAAGGCAGGCCCAGUGCUCUUGAAGUACCAAGUCCAGCCUAAAGUACAUGUGUUCCUCGCCAAGAAAGUGACCCUGCAGCACCACAACCAGCUCAUCUGCCACGUGACAAACUUCUACCCGGGCAAUGUUGAGGUCCGGUGGUUCCUGAAUGGACAGGAGCAAACAGCUGGGAUCGAGUCCACCAACCUGAUCCAUAACGGAGACUUGACUUUCCAGAUGCUUGUGAUGCUGGAAAUGACCCCCCAGCAGGGAGACGUCUACACCUGCCAUGUGGAGCACCCCAGCCUGGACAGCCCGGUCACCGUGGAGUGGAGGGCUCAGUCCGACUCAGCCCGGAACAAGAAGCUGACUGGAGUUAGCGGCUUCGUGCUGGGGCUCAUCUUCCUUGCAGUCAGCAUUGUGAUGCACGUCAGGAGCAAGAAAGGUCAGCGAGGAUCUCGAUAAGCAGGGCUCCUGAUCUGACCACAAGGACUAGAGGAGCCUUCGAACAAGGAUUUUUCUGCUUCUUUAGCCCUAGAGGCUGGCUCUGGGCUAGACCCCAGCUGCCCACCAGGGUGUGGCUGCCACGAAACUGCUCUGCAACGUUUCUGAAGCUCUGCUC